This is a messenger RNA of Acaulospora colombiana, 526 nucleotides long. The record is from the annotation of a GenBank genome assembly. NCBI's taxonomy places the organism in Eukaryota, Fungi, Glomeromycota, Glomeromycetes, Diversisporales, Acaulosporaceae.
CUCUCCGCCUACGGAACUGUCCACACAAACAAUAUUACAAUGGUCAACAUACGAUCUAAUAUCACAUGAAUUGACAAUGUCCCAUCCAAAAUCUGUCCUUUCUUCCUCUUACAUUAUAAGGAAGAGUUUAAUCAGGAAGCACUUCCUUCAUAGAGCAAUUCAAGCUUAUCUCGCCAAGAAUAGUGAUUCUGCACUCAUUGAUUCCAUUCCAAAGACAUGGGAUAUUGAGAUUACACAUGCAGAUGAACUAGACGAGCUAUGGAUAGAUGAACUCUACGAUUUGGCGGACAUUCUCCCGGAUGAUAUUGCAGAGAGUGAUGGUAACUCAAGCGAUAAAUGGUUCAUUCUAAAGCCCGGGAUGGCGGAUCGUGGUAUGGGGAUCAGACUCUUCAGGAGUAAAGCCGGCUUGCAACGUGUGUUCGAAUCGUUUGAAGAAGACUCUGAAGAGAGCGUCGGCAGUCUCUCAGAUGGGGAAGAUGAUCCGACAAGAGUUGUCACUGGCCACUUGCGUCAUUUCGUGAUUCAG